Messenger RNA from Triticum aestivum (bread wheat), 871 nucleotides. RefSeq lists its product as uncharacterized. The transcript is spliced from 6 exons. The annotation marks the transcript as partial. The record is from RefSeq and is a predicted model, not a curated record. Lineage: Eukaryota; Viridiplantae; Streptophyta; Magnoliopsida; Poales; Poaceae.
AUGGGGUUUGAAGGUUUACUGAAAUUUCCUUUGCUGAACAAAUUGAACUUGAAGUUUUCAGUGUGGUUACUGAGCAAAAUUGAUGAGAUUAGACGUAUGAUAAUUAUAGAUGAAAGUAGGCAGUACAAAAUGAGCCCUAAAGAUGUGAAAAACGUUUUCGGCAUCCCAUGCUCGGGAAGGAGGGUCCUAGAAAAGAUUUCUGAUGGCAAGCAGGGCAUAGUUUAUUUGAUUAGGAAGCGUUUAGGCAUGGAGAAGAAGGAUGGUCAUAGCCUCAAGGCUGCACAAAAAAUACUAGAGGCAGUUUUCUAUCUGGACAAUGCCGACCUUGGACCGAUGAACAUGGACCAUGGUAUUCUUCCAAGGAUAUCAGUAUUCAACAAUGAUAUACUGAAAAACAUGAUUCAGUCUGACACGAAAGUAAUGGGCGAAAGAUCUGAGGCUACAUUCGGCAAAUCGUUGCCAAGAAGCAGUGUUAACCGUACCACUGAUGGAGAAAUUUGGACCGCAGCCUACAAACUUGCAGAAGAUAUGAGGUUACCGAUAAUGUGCGGUGCUGGUAUUUACAGAGAGCUAAUGACCCAUAAUCAGCGCUGUGUUGAGAGGUUAAAUAAAAUAGUUGAGUAUGAGACAGUGCAGCUAAUUGGUAAGUUAGGAGCUAUAGGAAAACAAUGGAGGCAUGUAGAUAGCUCAACUAAAGAUGGAACUCUACACGACACUUACGAGCAAGAUAGGGAUGCAGGAAGAAACAGAAACACAUCAAACAACAGCGGCUCCUUGAGCACAAGAGACAGCAAGCAAAGAGACAUGCAUAAUGGCUCAGCAUUCAACAUCAGCGUAUUUAGCAGUAAGGGAACAGUUCAUCGGACCACAU